AUGGCAAGCAAUCCGUAUGUUAAAUCUCUAAUCUGGUUAGUUUGUUCAGGCGGCGUUGGCUACGGGCUUAUGUUGCUUACCGAACCAUCUGAGGAGAAACUAGAGCGCAUAAAAGCCACAGGAGGUCCAGCACAUCUAACCAACGAAGAACUUAAGAAGUUACAGUUUAUGCAACGUAUGCGUGAGGCGGCUACUGGUGAAGCACCACCAAUUUACAUGCAGAAAAAGGAAAAGUAA
Bactrocera dorsalis (oriental fruit fly) is the source of this 237-nucleotide messenger RNA. RefSeq lists its product as uncharacterized. The coding region runs from base 1 to 237 and encodes 78 amino acids. The record is from RefSeq and is a predicted model, not a curated record. NCBI's taxonomy places the organism in Eukaryota, Metazoa, Arthropoda, Insecta, Diptera, Tephritidae. The transcript has a single exon. Gene Ontology annotation, biological process: mitochondrial respiratory chain complex III assembly.